AUGCCAGUGGGUCGACGGAAAAAGCAACGAGUUGUCGAAUCAGAUGGCAUCGACGACGAUGAACCAGCGACAUCAGUCCAACCUCAGGCUCCCUGUCACCGUACAAACCGACCUGGCGCUGGCACUGGAGGAAGAAAUUCCCAGCUAGAGAAGAUCGGGAAUGCCAUCCAAACUCCAGCCAGAGCACCCAGUAGCAAAUCGAAGGUUCGGAGUGUCAUUGUUCCCGUUGAUGAGCCCGAAAAUGUGAUGGCUCCACUAGUGACAAAGAAGAAGGGGAGAGGAAAAGCGGCACCUCGCCAGCUUGAGAGGAACUUGAGUGCGAUACAGGAGGCAUCCAAGUCAGGCCCCACUGCCACAGGUCCCACACCUGCUCUACACGUCACGGACCAAGGAAGGUUUGGAUUUCAGGAUCGUCCAAUUCCCUCAGCAUAUGUCAGUUCCAAACCACUCCAGCCCCAUCAAACAGAACUUCAUCCUGACUCAAUGACACCCCCUGCCCAGCCCUAUGUCCAUGAUCGCAGUACCUCUCAGGGUGCUUCUUGUGGUGCUUCUUGUGGUGCUUCUCGCGGUGCUUCUUGCGGUGCUUCUUGCGGUGCUUCUCGUGGCACCUCUUGUGGUGCUUCUCGCAGUGUCUCUCAUGGCACCUCUCUUCAUGACACUCAGGCUGAUGGAAUCAGAAUUCCAGCCAUCCAGCACCCCGUUGUUUCUUGUGACGCCCCUCAGUCUGUCAACACUCGUACUGUUUCUCACAAAGUUCCUCGGUCUGUCAGCGACCAACGCUCACGCUCAUCUAUUCCCAUCAACUCCGCCGUUCAGCGUGAGCCAUUGACCACCAUAACACCCCAUCGCACCGUUUCUCAUACUCCUCCCGCUUUUGGUUCCACUAGCCAGAACAUGUUUGUUGAUGGAACUGAAGAAGGUAACGAAGAGGCGGAUCAUGAUGAAGAAGUGGACGUUGAAGAGGAUGACGUGUCUAACGAGGAUGGAGAUUUUGCAGGAGAUGACAUCGAUAAUGACAUUAUGGACUACAACUCGGAGCAGGAUGUUCACGGGAGUGAUGACAUCAUGCCAGACCCCUCAGACCAUGAUAAUCAAACCUACCCUAGCAACAACCAAGUCAGACACCCUGCGCAAGUACCUGAUCGAUGUGCACAUUCGCAGGAUGAGGAUUAUGAUGACACGGGAGUGUCCGACAUGGACCGUGAUCAUCGGAACAAUCGCACCACUAGCAGGAAGGGUAGAGACCAGAACAUCAACGUAGCCCAGGCGCCAAUGCAAGCGAUCCUGCAGAGCACUAACCAACGAGCUCCAGGUCAUUUGGGCGCUCCAGCAGUAGUUCCUAAUAUCGAUUAUGAUGUCCUCCAGGCUCACCACACGACAAACCGGCGGCCACAUUCUCCAUCCCCAUCAUAUUUGAACAGUGUACAAAGUCGCUGCCCAAAGACUAAGUGUGCUUGCACGAGCAACUCCCUGUCAAGUGAUGACCCCGAUGACCAGCAGGACGACUUGGAAGAUCUUGAUGAGGUCGAGAAUACUGGGAAGUGCCGCCACACCAAGAAAACAAAGGGUACUGCUACUAAUCGUGAUGCAACUAAUGUCAGGUUCUACCCACCACUCUGGCAAAAACUUCUAGACCGCGCAAAGGCUAAUUUCAGACUUCAUCUCGCUAUUUCCAUCCCAUUUCCUGACAAAGAGGAGUCCAUUGGUCAUACCGGAGUCUGCAGUGAAAUGAUUGCAGAAGCAAUUGUACAAUGGAAAGAGCAGAAACGCAAGCUUGAGAAAGAUUUCUACCCUGAGUUCAAAAUGGGGAUGGCUACCAUGGUUUUCAAUGACGCCGCGACAUUCCGCAGCAAGAUCAAGCAGAUCGUGCUUACCGUCGUUCCGAUGACAUAUGAUCUAGCACUUGGCAUCGGCAGGAACACAAUUGACAGUGUCAAACUCAAGGCAACCGCUUUGCUAAAGAAAGCAAUGUAUUUGCGCGGCCAUCCUGAUGCUGAGGGUUGUGCAUCUAACUUUGCGAAUGUUGCAGUCCACAUUGUUUGCCAUAGGUCAUUUUAUGACAACGGUUCCAAAUCACUCAAACAUUUCACCAAAUUUCAGAAGACUAUUCCGCCCCCAGCGCUCUUCCUCGUUGGGACUAUCAUUCAUAACGUGAUUUAUAUCUACAGCAAAUAUGGCCAGGUAAAUGGCACCAAGCAGACACCCAUCAAGGAUUCAGAGACUACCUAUGACCGCAUUUCGACAUUGUUCAACCGCACGAACAGACAUGAGUAUCAUGGACUGAAACUACGUCAAAUGCUCAAAGCUUGGGCAUUGGAAGGCAUGAAUGCACAUGGUGCUGGCCUUGGUACUAACGAAGGUGACAAAGGCUGUUCUGAGUGGGACGUUGAUUUGGAUUAG
Molecule: messenger RNA, 2400 nt
Organism: Suillus paluster
Lineage: Eukaryota; Fungi; Basidiomycota; Agaricomycetes; Boletales; Suillaceae
Exons: 8
Coding region: 1-2400 (799 amino acids)
Source: RefSeq, a predicted model, not a curated record